Molecule: messenger RNA, 4541 nt
Organism: Owenia fusiformis
Lineage: Eukaryota; Metazoa; Annelida; Polychaeta; Sabellida; Oweniidae
Source: the annotation of a GenBank genome assembly
GGGCAUAUGCCAUAGGAGAAUGACAACAUGUCCAAAUCUCAUAUACAUUCCAGGUAGACCCGUGGUGUAUAUUCUCUGAUUGCGAACAUGAAGCGAUUUGGACUAAAAUGACGACAUGAGAAUCACUGUACUCCUCUGUGUAGCUGUGUUGAGUGCGUUGUCAGAGGGCACAGACAGAGUCUACUACAUCGCUAGUGUAGAAGAGGAGUGGGACUAUGCCCCAUCUGGGGUAAACCUUAUCACCUAUGAUCACAAAAAACCACUGGAUUACUUUACCCACAAUGCAAGGCGAAUUGGUUCCCGAUAUGUGAAGGCCUUGUACCGUGAAUUUAAGGACGAUUCGUUCACCGCCAGGAAAGAAAGGGAUGAAUACACGGGUGUCUUGGGACCUACAAUGGUUGGAGAGGUUGGCGACCGAAUCGUGAUUCAUUACAAAAACUUGGCAUCGAGGCCAUUCAGCAUGCAUCCACAUGGUGUUAACUACAAAAAAGAUUCUGAAGGGGCAUUCUAUCAAGAUAAGACAACAGGCAAAAAUAAAUUAGAUGAUGGCGUCCUUCCUAAUUCCACCCAUACCUAUAUUUGGUCAAUCAGAGAAUCAGAGGCUCCUUCUACGGGGGACCCGGACUGUCUAGCCUGGAUAUAUCAUUCCCAUGUUGAUACACCGAGAGACACUAAUUCCGGCCUGAUCGGAUCGCUUAUGACGUGUAGAAAAGGGACAUACUACAACAACAGUGACUACAAAUACAAAGACAGAACCCUACUCUUCAAAAUAUUCAACGAGAACGAAAGCUGGUACAUAGAUCACAAUAUAAAAAAGUUCUGCAACGCUGAUCUAAAAUCAUUGAAAUCUGACAAGGCGUUUUUCAAGAGUAACCGAAUGCACUCCAUCAACGGGUACAUGUAUGGGAACCUACCGGGGCUGUCUGUGUGUAGAGGAGACAAAGUAGGAUGGAAUAUGUUUACACUGGGAACAGAGGCGGACCUUCAUACGGCUUACAUCCACGGUCAGACAUUGCUGUACAACAAUCACAGGACAGACGUUAUGGCCCUUUACCCUGGGAAAGUGACAAGGAGUUUCAUGCAAGCCAAGGAAACAGGAAGAUGGCUCAUAGAGUGCGAUCUCCUCGGCCAUUAUUUUGGUGGAAUGUUAGCAUAUGUUGACAUCAACGAUUGUCCAUCACAAGACAAUAGCAAAAUAAACAUCGACGCAGAAACACACUUGUUUGAAAAGGAUGUUAACCUAAAUGAUGACAAGAUGGAUGGCGACGGUGAGGAUAUCUACCUCAAACACCACCCCGAAUCACACGAUGGGGAACAUAUGCACAGGGGCCACGUUGAACCCCAUAUCCACAUGGAGGAUCUAAAGGGCUCAGAUGAUAUAAAUAUGCACAAACAUCACCAUGGUAACAUGCUCAAUACUGGAAAUACGAGAGAAUAUUUCAUCGCUGCAGAGGAGGUCACGUGGGAUUAUGCGCCAUCUGGUAGGAAUAAGUUUAAUGGCACAUCCCUCAAUACAACGAAAAGCUCAUUGAAAUAUUUCCUAAGAGAUGGGAAGUUCAUAGGCGGCAAAUACAAAAAGGUUUUGUACAAGGAAUACACAGACAGUACAUUUACCAACAAAGUGCAACGAUCAGACAAAGAGGCUCAUUUGGGAUUUCUAGGGCCAAUAAUAAGAGCCGAAGUUGGUGAUACUAUAAAACUAACAUUUCUAAAUAAAGCAUCGAGAAAUUAUUCCGUCAAUGCUCGAGGAGUUUCAUUCAGUAAGAUGUACGAAGGUGCUCUUUAUAAAGAUGGUGCUCGUGGUAAAGGCGGUGAUCAGGUUCAACCAGGGCACACAUUUACUUACAUUUGGACAGUGACGGAAGAUGAGGCGCCUAGUAAAGAAGAUCCACAGUGCCUCACCUGGAUAUAUCACUCCGCCGUUGAUCAACGGAAGGAUAUAUACUCGGGAUUAGUAGGACCUUUGCUCACUUGUAAACGGGGCUCUUUGGAUAAUCACGGGAAACAGAUUGGAGUAGACAGCGAGUUCAUCUUGUUGUUUAGUGUGACCAAUGAGAACAUAGGAUGGUAUUUAGAUGAUAAUGUCAAACGUUUUACCAAUCCUGGAAUUGCUAAAGACAAGAACUUCAAAGCCGCUAAUCAGAUGCAUUCCAUUAAUGGAUACAGUUAUGGAAACCUCCCCCUUUUAAGGACGUGCUUAGACGAUGUCGUCAGCUGGCACAUUAUCGGAUUGGGGAGCCAAGCGGACUUGCACGCUGUCCACUUCAGCGGACACACUUUCCAGAGAUGGCAUAAUACAAAGGAUUCUGUGUUGGAACUAGCGGGCACAUUCUCCACCAUUAUAAUGUACCCGGACAAUCUAGGAAUUUGGUCAGUGGCCUGCAGAAGCAAUGAUCAUUUUUUGGCCGGAGAAAGUGCAAUGUUUGAAGUGUCGAAAUGUUCCCUAGAGGAUGCUCCCAAUUCUGAGGGGGAUGGUCACAUGGUUGGUGCUACUAAAACGUAUUUCAUCGCUGCUGAGGAAGAGAUUUGGGAUUAUGCUCCCAUAAACAAAGAUGUGGUGACCGGUAAACCAUUGGAUGAAAUGGAUAGUUCCAAGGCUCGGUUUGUAGUUCGUAGUAACACCACUAUAGGAUCUAAAUACUUAAAAGCAGUAUUUGUUGAAUAUUCCGAUGAUUCAUUCAUGCAUAGAAAAGAACGAUCCGAACUUGAACGCCAUUUAGGAAUUCUUGGCCCAGUAAUCAAAGCUGAAGUGGGCGAUAAAAUAAAUGUUGUUUUCAAGAACAAUGCAAAACAACGUUCGUAUUCAAUCCAUCCACAUGGAGUUAUGUUUGAUAAAUCCAGUGAAGGAAUUGCUUAUAAGGAUGGAGAAACUCCACAUUGCGAUGAAGCUGUUGCCCCAGGGCGGACUUACACAUAUCAUUGGAGUGUUCCCGCCAGAUCAGGACCGGGUCACUCCGAUCCUAACUGCAUUGUCUGGGCGUAUUACUCCGCGGUCGAUAUAGUUCGAGAUACAAAUAGUGGUCUUAUUGGACCAAUAGUGAUUUGUAGAAAGAACGUUUUAAAUAAGCAAGAUGGCAGGCUCGAUAUGGACAGAGAAUUCGGCUUGCUUUUUACCAUAUUUGACGAGAAUCUCAGUUGGUAUAUAGAUGACAAUAUUGAGAAACUGAAUAAUGAUGAGGGCGCAGUGAUUCAGAAGAGCGACGCAUCUUUCCGGCUCAGUAAUAUGAUGUACGCCAUCAAUGGAUAUGUUUUCCAAAGCGAUAUUGGGCUCGAAAUGAGGGAAGGGGAACAUGUAGCGUGGUACUUGAUUGGAAUGGGAGGCAAGGUUGACAUCCACACAGUGCACUUCCACGGUCAAACAGUGAUCCAUCGCACCCACCAUUCGCACAGAGCGGACGUCGUAGACAUCUUCCCCGGGAUAUACGAAAAUGUUGAGAUGUCCCCAAAUGAGAUAGGGACUUGGCUGUUACAUUGUCACGUUAACAAACACAUGCAAUCGGGCAUGGAAACAGUGUACACGGUAUUACCUAAUCUUGAAUCAUCAGACAAUGAAGUAUUUCUACUGCAGCAUGGUCCUAGUCUCGUGAUAUUAGGCUUCUUAGGCUUUGUCAUCUUACUCACAGGUGCCCUAUUAAUAUGGCACUUUAGGAAAUGGAGGUUACCAAAAGAGCAUACCGAAAAAAAUAUUGAAGAAGAUCCAACGCCCCUUGUCUACGCACUUUAGGAAUCCGUCCCAGUCUACCAUACCUACAUGAUCUAUCUCUAGGGACCUGUCAUACUGUGACUCCUAGAAACACACGUUGCAUAACAGAUAGUAGUAGUCAAACUGAAGUACAAUCCGACAAUUUGGUUAUUAUCUUCAGUGGGUUCUGGGGUCAUGGGCCAGGAAACAAUUGUUCACCAACGUUCACUUGGCCGGGAAGACAUGAUCAAGGUGCACGUCUACACGUAAAUGAGCCCUAACUGUUUAAUCUUCUGUGGUUUUGUCUUACAGUCGGAAGAACUGGAAUUUUUUCAAAAUCAAAUAUAAACAUCGAAGUGAACCAACUAUGCUUAGACCAGUUUUUAAAUCUUUAUAGUUAUUAAUUAUUCGGCGAAUGGUGAAAGCGUCCGCUAAGAAAUACAUGGCCUGGAGACUGAUCGGACAUAAUCGCACCCUUGAGGAAUACAAUCAGUAUGUCUAAAGGGGUGUAUGAUGAAUAAUAUCGUACGUAAAGUUUAAUUUUAACAUCUGAACAAGGGCUUGAGAAUUGCUCACUCUUCCUGAUAUUCAGCCGACGAGCUAAAUGAGAAGCAUCCAGUUAUACUUCAAUAUGGUCAUCCCAAGGUUAUUUAUCAAGAUGGACAGACAAGAUCUUGAAAACUCAGCAUAUCAAAAAUUAAUCUGACCUCUUGAUCAUACUGAAAAUGAUUCCCUCGACUUCAGUACUGUCGCUUGCAGGCCCAUCCAGUGAACUGUUUACAACCCAGAGCACACAAAGCCUCAGCCACAUCUGUUCUACGGCGGCCGUACGGCAACCAUAGCUUCACAAAAUCGAUAU